CCCUUUCUUUUUCCUGCUUCUAAACACCUCCUUCAAGUUCGCAGCUGGGCAGGACUCCAAAGGUGCAGCAGCAGCAACAAGCUGGAGUUCAAAGUUAGCAGUAAAUUGCACAACUUCCAGCUCAUCGCUACGCUCGGUGACUAUUAACAAGCUGGAAGGCGCUCAGGCAAAAAUAUAGGGGAGAAGGGAACACCUCGAAUUGUUUGGGGAUCGCUGAUGUUAUGCCGCUGGGAUCAUGGCUCCUUUUGGAAGGAAUUUAUUAAAAGCCCGGCAUAAAAACAGAUCUCCCAGCAAGGACAUGGCUUCAAAUGAAAGAGAGAUUGUGGUUUGGGUUUGCCAGGAGGAGAAGAUUGUAUGUGGUCUGACAAAGCGCACAACUUGCUCAGAAGUGAUUCAAGCACUGCUUGAGGAACAUCAGACAACAUUUGGAGAGAAGAAGGUCCUUUUUGGCAAACCUAGUGAUUACUGCAUUGUAGAAAAAUGGAGAGGCUCGGAGAGAGUACUGCCUCCCUUGACAAAAAUUCUGAGACUUUGGAAGGCCUGGGGGGAAGAGCAGGCUAAUUUGCAUUUUGUAUUGGUAAAGUCAGAUGCUUUCCUCUCAUUUCCAUUGUGGAAGACAGCUGAAGCCAAGGUAGUACAAAAUGUAGAAAAACAGUGGGACCUCAGUCCAGCAAACUACAUGAAGAUGUUGCCAAUAGACAAGCAAAAGAAAAUUGUGAGGAAGACUUUCCGGAAACUGGCCAAGCUUAAGCAGGACAGUGUUCAGCAAGAGAGAGAUAAUAUGGAGACACUGAUUCAUCUGAUCAUUUCUCAAGAUCAUACCAUUCAUCAACAAGUCCUUAGAAUGAAGGAACUAGAUAUGGAAAUUGAAAAAUGUGAAGCAAAAUUCCAUCUAGAUCGUGUGGCAAAUGAUGGAGAAAAUUAUGUGCAGGACUCCUACUUAAUGAUUGGUACAAGUGAGGCUGAGCAUCAAGGGAGUAGGCCAGAUGAUCAAAAAGAGAUGCAUGACUACUUGAGCAAAAGUGAGGGAAUUUUACAGGUUGAAGAGAGACUGAAACAUCACAAACAAUUAAUAGAGAACUUGUGUGCUGAAAUUGAAAGAGAAGUACACGGUAUUUGCAUGGGAAAAAACGGAGAGUCUGUUCGCACAGAAGGAGCCGCUAAUGCUGAACUGGAAACCUCAGAUUUGGAAAGUGUAAAAUAUGAGCUGGAAAAAAGUAUGAAAGAUGGUCUGAGAAUCAACUCAUACCUGAGCUGCAUCCAGAAAGAACUUACAUACAGGGACUCACUGCUUCAAAAGAAGGAAAAAGAAUAUGAACUUCUUACAGAAGAAUUUAAUUUACUACAUGUUAAGGACAACAUUGAAACUAGGCUUCAAUCAAAUGAAGAGCCAGCUAAGGGCAGUGGCAUCUCCAGUACCAGCAUUGCUGUUCCAGACUUUGUUCAUAGAGUGACUAAUCUGGACAUAAAUGAUACAGACUCUGACACUGGAAUCAGCUCUACACACAGUCAGGACUCUGAAAUAACUGCAGGGGACAUGGUACUGCUGUCAACAUAGUUGAAAACGGUUAUACAUUUUUUAAAAUUUUAUUUUAGAGGAUAUUUAUAAGAAUUAGUAAACCUCUUGUCUUGAAAGUUAAGCUCUUCAAGGUAUUAAAGCUGUGGCACUGCUUUAGCAAAGUAAAGCGUGUCUAUUUAUAUCCUUAAUAGUGUACUUGUGCUAGAAUGCUAUGUGCUAGAAUGGGUUAACUGGUAAUAGGUGAAAAGUUGUUGAUUUUGCUACAUCAAGACAGACUACUUAGACUUUGUAAUGUUGCUACUCAGUGAAAUGGGAGCAUUCUGACUGGCUUAGACCAAAAGUUUGGAGAUUUCAUAUUGUUCGGUCUUUGUGUCUGCUCCUGCAUCUCCCUAAUUUUUUAGGAAUGUGAAGUAGAGACCAGAGAAAAGUAGACCAAGAGCUUGAUUUUCUGUUCUAUUACAUUAGCUUUAUGCAGAUGGAGUUUCCUUGCUGUAAAAGAUGAAGCUGCUGUAAAAGAUUAUAAAAUUGAGCAUUUAAUCUGUUAAAAAAUAGUUUUUAUGAUAAUGUAGAACAGAAGAAAUAUAAUUCCAUUUAUGCUGUAUUUUUUAAUUUAGUUUAUAUAUAAUAUCAGGAUGAUAGUUUUAAAAACUCCUAAGUCCCAUUUUAAAAAUUACCUUCCACAUAUGGGUUUUUAAUUUUGAUUCUCUUUCAGCAGCUUUUAUCUGCUUUUAAGAUCCUUAAACCCCCUACUUAUCUGCUGUUACCCUGUAGUUGCCCUAGUGAUGUUUUAAAUCCGCAGAGUUUCUGCCAGCAGGCAUGUCAGGACUGCUUAGGUCCUGCUUGUGCAAGACGCUCAAAUCCCAGGCUCACACCUAACCCUAGGGGCAUUUUCAGCAAGACUUUCUCCUGCCUAUCUCACUGGUUGGAUCCAGUGUUUUAAGCCUCCUGAAAUCAUGACUACCAAAAAAAGCAUAGCAGAAGCAACAGGUAGGAACCAGUCAUUUUAGUCUCUGGCUAGACACUGUUUCCCAAUAGCCAGCUAGCAACUAUUUUCAUAUAGCAAGUAGGUUUUCAAAUCCCAUCUCAUACUGUUUUGAAGCAGGAACCUAUAAAUCCUUCUUCCUCAGUGAGGACUUUGGGAUAUAGCUAAAACUGAUCCACUUUAUAUAGUUAAUAAAAUAUUUGGCUCCAGGUAAAAUAAAAAAAAAAAAUAAAAUGAAAGAAUGCAAAACAUGAUAAUUUUAAAACUGUGGUUAAGUAAUUUUUUUUUUUUUUCAUUUAGGAUUUAGUAGUUUAUCUCAAACCCUUAUCCAGCAUAUUGCUGUAGGUCCAAAACAAAACUGUAGAAUUGAAUUGCCUCAGUUACCAAAUAAGAUUUAUAACUGUGCUAGAGGCUCUGCUAAUGGAGAGCAUGUGCAUAAUUUCUAGAUUGCCAUGUUCAUUUUACAAAUCAAUCUGUUUAAUACUUCUGAUUAAAAUAAUUGAGUGGUGAAAUAAUUACAAUAUUUCUGAAUAAAGUUCAGUUCUGCAAAAUUCAAAAGACUCAUGGAAUUAACAGCCUACAAAGUGAACAAAUGGACAGUACCUAGAAGGUGUAAAUGUAAAAUUCUUUCAGAUACACUGCUUUCUUUAAUUUUCUUAAGUGUCUGUCAACCAUGUGUUUUCUAAAAUGGCCAAAGUGCUAGGACUGCUGAUUAGCACAUAUUUAAUGCAGAAAAAAAACCAAACCAAAACAAAACAAAAAAAAA
Lonchura striata (white-rumped munia) is the source of this 3267-nucleotide messenger RNA. It is a transcript of the gene RASSF9, whose product is annotated as Ras association domain family member 9. NCBI's taxonomy places the organism in Eukaryota, Metazoa, Chordata, Aves, Passeriformes, Estrildidae. The record is from RefSeq and is a predicted model, not a curated record. Gene Ontology annotation, cellular component: trans-Golgi network transport vesicle membrane; recycling endosome; cytosol. Gene Ontology annotation, biological process: signal transduction; intracellular transport.